Brassica napus (rape) is the source of this 2213-nucleotide messenger RNA. Its product is annotated as probable protein S-acyltransferase 20. The transcript has 9 exons. The record is from RefSeq and is a predicted model, not a curated record. Gene Ontology annotation, biological process: protein targeting to membrane; peptidyl-L-cysteine S-palmitoylation. Lineage: Eukaryota; Viridiplantae; Streptophyta; Magnoliopsida; Brassicales; Brassicaceae. Gene Ontology annotation, molecular function: protein-cysteine S-palmitoyltransferase activity. The coding region runs from base 153 to 2087 and encodes 644 amino acids. Gene Ontology annotation, cellular component: endoplasmic reticulum; Golgi apparatus.
GUAUGGGGACCCGAAUAAGUCAUAAUAUAAUUGUGUCAAGACUUAAUAUGACUUAAACCUGCCACAGUCAGAGAAAGACUGCUAUCUUCUCGGUCGUGACGUGAUUAAGAGUUUCGGGUUGGUCCCUGGUUCUUGUCGCUGCUACAGAAGCUAUGGUGAGGAGACACGGCUGGCAACUUCCCGCUGACACUCUUCAGAUGAUUGCGGUGACGGUGUUUUGCUUGUUGGUGGUCGCUUACUUUGCUUUCUUCGCUCCUUUUGCCGGAGGACGCGUCUGGGAAUACGUUUUGAUCGGUGUUUACUCUCCGGUGGCUCUUCUUGUAUUCGUUCUUUAUGUUCGGUGUACUGCUAUUAAUCCUGCGGAUCCAAGAAUCAUGACUCAUCCUUUAUCGGCCAGAGAUAUCUCCAGGAGUUUUAAUGAAUCUGGCAGUCAGUUGCAGUCUUGUCCUUCAGGUGUCUCAAUGAGUUCUACCUUUGCAGCAAACUCUAGUGUAGUCAGAGGUUCUGUAGGAGAUGAUGAAAGAGUGGACUCUGUUACUAGAAAAUCUUGUUAUAAUCCUCUGGCUAUGCUCUGUUGUGUGUUUGUUCUUGAUGACUGCUGGAAACAGGAAGAAGAACAGGGAAAUAGCAGAGUGGGUAUGUAUUGCAUGUUCUGCAAUUGCGAGGUACAUACGUCCAGCAAGCAUUGUAGGAGAUGUGACAAAUGUGUUGAUGGUUUUGAUCACCAUUGCAAGUGGCUUAACAAUUGUGUCGGCCGCAAAAACUACAUGAGUUUUGUGUCUCUGAUUACUGCCAGCCUUGUUUGGCUCAUUAUUGAAGCAGCAGUGGGAGUUGCAGUGAUCGUGCGUGUAUUUUCUGAUAAGAAGAGAAUGGAGACAGAAAUUGUCAAUAGACUCGGAAGUAGCUUCUCUCGAGCACCUCUUGCGGCAGUUGUUGGUGUUUGCACUGUUGUUACCAUUCCGGCAUGUUAUCAUCUGGCCCAACUUCUCUUUUUCCACACGUUGCUCAUUAAAAAGGGACUUACAACAUAUGAUUAUUUACUGGCAAUAAGAGCCAUGAGCGAGGCUCCAGCUGGAGCAUCUGUUGACGAGGAGAUUCAGAGUGUGCUCUAUUCUCCCUCCGGAUCUGCCACAACCGGCUUUAGUGGUGGAAGCUCUCUCGGGCCAUCACACAGAAAGGGAGUCUGGUGCACUCCACCUAGAGUGUUUGAUAAUCAGGAUGAAGUGAUUCCCCAACUAGGCUCUCACAUGGUCCCGUCCACCGUAGAUCCAGAGAGAGGCAUCAAGGCUCCCAAAAGAUCCGUCAAACGCAGUGCAUGGAAGCUAGCGAAGCUGGACGCAAAUGAAGCUGCGAGAGCAGCUGCCAGAGCCAGAGCAUCUUCAUCUGUCCUGAGACCAAUACACAAUCCCCAUUUACCUGAUCAUGAACUUAGUUCAGUUGCCGCCACGGUUAGUAGUGUAAGCACAGAUGCAAAUGUGGCUGCAAGGAAGGAGAUGCGGAACAAUGAUUUAAAGCCAUCUCUCUCUAGAAACUCCUUUGCUGCACCAAGCCAAAGUAGCCGGGAUGAGUAUGACGACGAGUCAGCCACACUUGCUCCUCUCCCUCAAUAUUCUACAGUAAACGGCCAUCGCUUCUCUGCAACAACAACAACCCAUCACACGCACAGAGGAAACAGCGGUGAUGCACUUUUUCUCUCUGCUCCUUCAACUUCUCUUCUGAGAGAUGUGAGGAAGACAUCAGUUGUUUGGGAUGCUGAAGCUGGGAGAUACGUAUCAUUAGCUCCUGUAACGACAAUGCCUCAAGUCCGCAAUAGGAAUCAAAGAGCCAUUCUUCCACCUCAAAGUUCAUCUUCUGUAUCAGCGCUAAAGGCUCCUCUUCCUCUGCAACAAGCUGAGAGAUCAAGACUGAUAUAUACAGGUGACUCAAUCUUCUUCGGAGGACCUCUUGUUAAUAUCCAGACUAGAAAUAACCCGAGGAGUGAAGUAAGAGAGGGACAAGAGAGAUUGGCAUCAACACAUCAUCAAGAUGCAAGAUAUAGAAGAGAUUCAACCUCACACCAGCUUCCAGUGUUUGCCCCUCCACUUUGACGUAUCUUUCCACUUGCACUUUAAUUAGCCAUUUCAAAGAGAUCAUGAUAUAAGUAAUAAAUUAUUAUGAUAAUGUAAUAUAAUCACACUUCUUUUUAAAAUUAAAAACACGGUACUAUUUAUAUA